UAACAUAAUGCUUCAAAUAAAAUUGGAUUUUAUGAUAAUUACAAAUUCAGUGGGUUGGCCCGAGAACAUCUGAUCGUCUAAAUAAGAGCUCGAUACGAACAUAAGUACAUACCUUAUUAUAAAAGCGGCGGCUACGUUUCGAACUUUCGGACAUUUAUACAAAGCAGCAACGAUUUCAUUAUCAACUUCAGACAUUUUGUUCGAAGAGAAUAACGUCUACAUACAUACAUAUGUACAUUGAAAUGAAAUCGAACUACUAAUUGACACUGGGUUCGACAUACAGCCUUUAAAGUCAACUAUAAUAAUAAAUUCUUCUUGGCUUAUACUGCAAUGGCUUUCAAUAUUUCGUCUAUUAGAAACGAGGGAUCUGGUGUAGAAUUGUUUGAAGGAUAUUCAGACAAGCUUCUAAUGUUCGCUUCGAUUGCUUGUAUUAUAUUUAUGAUCGUGGGAAUACCAGGAAAUAUGAUAAAUAUAAUAGCGUUGGCAAGAGGAAAACAGACGCGAAACUCAACAGCGAUUUUUAUAAUAAAUUUAUCAUUAUCCGACUUGCUUUUUGACUGCUUCAACCUGCCUUUGGCAGCUUCGACAUUUUUGAGGAGGUCCUGGAUACAUGGAGAACUUCUUUGCAGACUUUUCCCGCUUAUGCGUUACGGCUUACUGGCCGUUUCGCUAUUUACUGUAUCACUCAUUACCAUUAACAGAUACAUUAUAAUCGCUCACCCUCGACAGUAUUCCCGUAUUUAUCAACGACGCUAUUUGGCUUUAAUGAUUGCGGGUACAUGGAUAACAGCUUUUUCCAUAAUGAUACCUACCUGGCGUGGUGUUUGGGGAAGAUUCGGAUUAGAUACUUCUAUUGGAUCUUGUUCCAUACUGCUUGAUAAAAAUGGGCAUACACCAAAAGAGUUUCUUUUCAUUGCAGCUUUUUUGGUUCCUUGUAUUUGCAUUGUGGUUUGUUAUGCCCGAAUUCUUUACCUUGUGCGGAAGGCAGCAUUCAGAUCUAGAGAAACUCCUGCCAAAAAUAUAACAUUUCAAAAUGAAGCUCCGACUCCACGACGACCUAAUUCUGAAAAGAUUGUUAUCAACAACCAUGAUUUAGCAUUAAAAUCACCAAAUACUGCGGAAAAUCAACCUAUAGGGAAACCAUUUGAUGUUUACGAAGAUUUGGAAUACAUUGAUGUAAGUGAUUCAAAUGACAACGGUCAAGAAUUCGAUGAGAUAAUCAAAGUUAACAACAGUGAUAACAACACGAACGCAAAGGAAAAUCUUAAUGAAGCUUCAAAGGCGCAUAUUGACGAUCUUGCAUGCGAAGCAAAGAAGACGCAAUCAUUCAAUGUCAAAUUUACCAUCGCAUUGGAUCAUUGCAUAAAUUCCAGCAAAUAUACUUCAUGGGCAAUAUGGAAGAACAACUUGACAGUCAAGCGAUCAACACAGCUAUGAAAAGAGCAAUUCUCCAAGAUCUGCAGCAACUGAUCUAUGAACAUCAUGCAUUGGUCAGGCUGUUCAAGACUGCAUUAAAGCGCAUGCCAAGUGAUAAUUAUAAAGUUGUGAUCAGAGCAGAUAAACGACCAGCUGGCACACACGAACGCACAUUUAAUGCUCCAACAAUCGAUGAAGUAGCAAUUUUGAUUGUUGGUGAAAACUUGGAAACACAUGAUAUUGUACUUACACGACGCAAUACUGGACAACUACAAAAAAUAUAUGAAACACACCGUUCAUAUGACAAAUUACAAUACCCGCUGAUGUUUUGGCAAGGAGACGAUGGAUAUCACUUCAAUAUCAAAAUGAUUAAUCCAUUGAAUGGUUGGCAAUAACACCAAACUUCGACUGAAAACAGCUGAAAAUCGUAAUACCAAAAACGAAUUGGGUUGAUCUGAAGUAGAAUUCCUCCAACUUUAAUUCAACUUAGUGGAGUUGAAAACCGUAAUCUACAAGUAUCUUCUUCUUCUAUAUAUAUGUUCCGAAUAGGCUCCGAAACAGCUGGACCGAUUUCAAUGAAACUUUCAGGAAAUCUUUAGAUUGCCCUGACGAGUAAUCCUGUAAAGUUUGGUGACGAUCGGAGUACUUUUCUUUUUGAACUGUCAAAUUUCAAAGAAUCUUCAUCACGAGCUACCGAGACAAUCCAAAAGAAAAUAAUUAAGGAUUUUUAAGAAUUCAAGAAUCAUUGUAAUAAAUAUAUAAUAAAAUGACACCAAAAAAAGAAAGUAUUGGUAAAAAAACCUCCAAAUCAAAGAAAGUUAAGGAAAAAAUAGCAAAUAAAGCAGAUGAGGAACGUAAGUUACACCUUGAGAAAAAAUCAUAAUAGAAUAUCUACAAGAAGAAAUAUGGAAACUGAAGAAGAGCGUGAAUCACGGCUUCAACAAAAUCGUGACAAGGAAUCUUUAUCGCGAGCUACAGAGACAAUCCAAAAACGUACGCAAAGACUUGAUGCCAAUCGUAACCGAAUGGCUCAAUCUCGAAAAAGAAUAAAUUUAAAACUUGCGGCGUUCAACGAUUACAGAAAUACAAGAAUCGGUGCAACGAACAAAGUUUGUUCACAUUGUGGUGCUUUGAAGUUCGCGAAAGAACCAGGGGAUGUGCUGUUCGAACGGUAAAGUUGUUUUAUCACCAUCGUUGAAGCCACCUGAACCACUUCUUAGUUAUAUUUCUAAGCGCACUCCAACUUCCAAAUAUUUUUUAAAACAUCCGAAAGUAUAAUUCAUGCUUCCAAAUGACGUCCUUUGGAGCAACAUAGUGAACAAUGACGGAUACAUGCCCACUUUUAAAGUGCAAGAUCAAAUUUACCACAGAAUUAGAUCAUUGCUCCUAGUUCAAGAUGAGGAUCCCAAGUUUUUCAAAUUUAUUUCACCAUUUAUAAUGAAGCAGCAAAAGCUGAUCAGCGUUGCGCAAUCAGUACUGAAGUAAGACGAGAAAUCGUCUUAGAACUUCAAACUAUGUUUCAUGAACACAACAGCCUUAUCCGUUCAUUCAAAACAGCUCUAGACGAGAUGACGACAGAUGAUUAUAAGGUUGUGAUAAGAGCAGACAAAACACCACCCGGAGAGCAUAAGCGAUUCAAUACACCGGUAAAAGACGACGUUGCAGUAGUUAGGGUCGGAAUAGAAUUCGAGCGACGCGAUAUAAUCAUCCAUUUUCGAAAUUAAUACCUUCGACGCGUUGCGGAAACACAUCAAUCAUAUGAUGCAUUACAGUAUCCAGUUCUUUUUUCACGUGGCGAAGAUGGCUACCAUUUCAAUGUAAUGCAAGUAAAUUUAAAUGUAAAUAAUGAGUCAACGAAAAAAGUCUCUUACAUGAUCUUUUAUGCCUACCGCCUUACGACUCCACAAAAUAAAUUUAAUCAUUUGUUGAAUUGCCGUGAACUAUUACAUCAAUUCAUGGUCGACAUGCACGCAAAAAUUGAAAGUGAACGUCUUCUCUUUAUUCGGUUGAAUCAACGAAAGCUACGCACCGAGGAAUAUAUGCACUUACGUGAUGGGAUUAAUAAUAAUGGAAAUCCUGCAAAUAUUGGCCAAAUGGUGAUUUUGCCAGCAACGUAUACCCGCAGUCCUCGACAUAUGAACGAGUACGCCCAAGAUGCUACGACUUACGUGCGCAAGUACGGACGACCGAAUCUCUUCAUUACUUUCACGUGCAAUCCAACAUGGAAAGACAUUAUUGACCCGAUUCAAAUGCAGAAAUGGAUUGUACUCACAGGGGCAUCAUCAGGAAUUGCAUCAACGCUCUUGGAUGGUGGACGCACUGCACAUCCAGCACUCAGACUUCCCUUAAAUUUAAACCUAACAGAAACACCAACUUGCAAUAUUGGCAAAAAUUCUGGUAUAGGUAAAGUCCUCAAAACGAGUAAAGUUAUUAUUUGGGGUAAUAUACAAUGGCCCAUAAAAAAUCACUCGAAGGACUUGACAAGACAUUGCGUGAUUUUCGAGGAAAUGACCAACCAAUGGGAGGGGCUCUUAUUCUUUGUCAAAUGCAACCAAAUAUUCAAGCUGUUGUCGACAAAGUAUUUCCAAAUUUAACAAUUAAUUACAAAAAUUCGGAUUGGCUUUAUGAACGCGCAUUUUUAGCACCAAAAAAUGAUGACGUUAACAAACUCAAUGAUCAAAUUCAAUUGAAACUUCCCGGCGAAGAAAUCAAUUACAAGUCAAUCGACACGGUAAUGGACGAAGAACAAGCUGUUAAUUAUCCAGUUGAAUUUUUAAACUCAUUGGAGCCACCUGGAAUGCCGCCACACACAAUAAAAUUGAAAAUUGGAUCACCCAUAAUGCUAAUUCGCAAUUUAAACGCACCUAAGUUAUGCAACGGAACCAGAUUAACAUUAAAAAAAAUUUCACCGAAUUUAAUCGAAGCCACAAUCAUCGGUGGUAAAUUCUAAGGCGGUGGUAAAUUCUAAAGGUACUGAUUCCACGAAUACCGAUCAUUUCCAACGAUUCACCAUUCCAACGAUUCCAAUUCCCUUUGCGUCUUGCUUUUGCAAUAACUAUCAACAAAGCACAAGAUCAAUCGUUGACUAUCGCCGGUUUAAAUGUGGAGAAUUGGUGUUUUUCACACGGCCAAUUGUAUGUCGCUUGCUCCCGAGUCGGCACAUCUAAAAUCGUAUACGUUUAUACUCCAAAUGAAAAAACGAAAAAUGUAGUCUACCCACUCGCCUCAAGAUAAGUUUUAACGAACUAAUGAGUCUGCUGUGUGAAGUGGUCAUCGCUCAUGUUGUAUAUUUUUAUAAUUACUAGUUUUUUGUUCUAUUAAUUUAAUUUAUCUUCGCUUUUUUUUAUUCAAAAAUAGAAACAAAAGACUAUCUGUCAUUUACAUCUGAUGAAAUUUUUAAUGGUUUUAAAUAACUAUCAAAGUACUUUAUCUUAUAUAUAUCGAAUUUAUUUAUCACGUACUAUUAUAUUAUUAUAUUAAUUAAAUACAAAAUAAUUACAUUUUAUAUUUUAUUGUCCCGAUGCCCGAUAGCUUUUGUAUCAAUGAUAUGAAUGAUAUUCUAUUUACUAACAUGUAUAUGGGUGUAGCUAAUAAUCUUCACCCGCUCAAGAAGAGAAUAGAAGAAAAUAAAUAUGAAGAUAAUUGAAUAAUUUAAUAUAUUUAAGAGAUAAAUUAAAUAUUUAAUGUUGUAAUUUUGUUGGUUAAGAAAAAUAAAGCAAAAUCUAGUCCGGCGGGCUGGGUACGUUAGUAGGAGUAUAAUAAGAAAACAAA
Bactrocera oleae (olive fruit fly) is the source of this 5187-nucleotide messenger RNA. The record is from RefSeq and is a predicted model, not a curated record. NCBI's taxonomy places the organism in Eukaryota, Metazoa, Arthropoda, Insecta, Diptera, Tephritidae.